Messenger RNA from Drosophila albomicans, 825 nucleotides. RefSeq names its product rRNA-processing protein FCF1 homolog (gene Bka). The record is from RefSeq and is a predicted model, not a curated record. Gene Ontology annotation, cellular component: nucleolus; small-subunit processome. Bases 137 to 739 code for a protein of 200 amino acids. NCBI's taxonomy places the organism in Eukaryota, Metazoa, Arthropoda, Insecta, Diptera, Drosophilidae. The transcript is spliced from 2 exons.
UGCAGUGGGAAUUGUGGUAAUCGCAAUAAUUGAGCAACUCUGUGUGAACAGCUGUUAGCAAAGGCAACAAAAAUACAACACGUGCAGUUGUUGAAUUCGGACUUCAUUUGUUUAUUUUUAAAUUUCGUACUAGAAAAUGGGCAAGCAAAAGAAAACCAAAAAGAUACAAAAGCAGCGCAAUGGUCAACUAAAGCGUCUGUUGAAGCCAACCGAUUCCCGGAUUAAAGAGCAAGUACGCAAGACUCGGAAGAAGGCCAAGGAUCCGCAUGAAAUGAAAGUACACGAAGCCACACAACAAAGCUCGGCACUCUUCUUCCAAUACAACACACAACUGGGGCCGCCUUAUCACAUUGUGCUCGAUACCAAUUUCAUAAAUUUUAGCAUCAAAAACAAACUGGAUAUUGUGCAAAAUAUGAUGGAUUGCUUGUAUGCCAAGUGCAUACCCUACAUAUCGGACUGUGUGCGUGCCGAGUUGGAGAAACUGGGCAACAAAUACAAGCUAGCCCUGCGCAUCAUCUCGGAUCCACGAUUUGAGCGUCUUCCCUGCUUACACAAGGGAACAUAUGCCGAUGACUGCCUGGUGGAGCGAGUGCGUCAGCAUAAGUGCUAUAUUGUGGCCACCAACGAUAAGGAUCUGAAGAACCGUAUACGCAAGAUACCCGGAGUGCCCAUUAUGUAUGUGGCUGCCCAUAAAUACGCCAUUGAGCGUAUGCCGGAGGCUUACGGCGUGAAAGCUUAGUUCUACAUAAGAUUAAUUUUACUGUAAACUUGAUAUAAUUUUAAAUAUACGUUAAGUGCUGAAAUCAAAUCUUGUUUCUUAUAAAA